ACAGAAAAAAAGAUUAUUUUCCUAAUAGCAAAUGUCGAAAGUGGAAACCCUCUCAGAGUUCACUUUCUUCUUCGUGUUGGUGUUGGGAAGGGCUUCCAUUUGAUUUAGCGCUCAUCUGGGUUAAUCUCUUCUAUCUUCUCACAGUCUCUCGUUGUUUGUAUUUUCUAUUACUUUUCCUAAUUUCAAGGGAAAAAGCCUGCCUUUCUUCUUUCGACUCGUAUGUCUUCACUGGUGUAGUGAGGGAAAUGGCGGAUCAGAUAUAUGCAGUCUCACCAGUAGCUCCCUUUGAUUACGAGCUUUAUGAAGGAGAUCCCGAUCAAUUAAGAACUGUUGAUGCUACACCUGCCCAGCCGAAUUCAUAUAUUGAUCCUGCAUCAUUGAAAUUUAAAUAUAGGAUUGGCCACGGGCUCUUUGGCGCUGUUUGGGUAGCGACACAUCAUCAAUCAGCCUCGGAUUAUGAUGAGUAUCAUGAAGUUGCAGUUAAGAUGUUAGAUCCUAUAAAGAAGGAUCAUGUGCAUAAGUUUCUUCAUAAAUUUGAGAAACUAUGGGUAAAUUUGAAGUCCCGACAAUUGCAAGGUGUUUGUUGGUUGCAUGGUAUCUCCGUUGUAUCCGACCAGAUCUGCAUAGCUUUAAAAUCUUAUGAGGGGUCAAUAGGUGAUCGAAUGGGGCAGCUGAAAGGAGGAAAACUUCCUCUAGCUGAUGUUCUGAGGUAUGGCAUAGAAUUAGCCAGAGGAGUUCAACAACUUCACCAGAUAGGUUUCCUGGUACUAAACCUUAAGCCAACUAACUUUCUUCUUGAUGAAAAUGACCAUGUUGUCCUUGGAGACUUCGGGAUCCCAUACCUACUUCUUGGGAUUGCCUGGCGUGAUCCGCAUUUAGCAUUCAGGCCCGGAACCCCCAACUACAUGGCACCUGAACAAUGGCAGCCAGGAGUAAGAGGUCCAAUAUCCUAUGAGACUGAUUCUUGGGGGUUUGCCUGCAGCAUGAUUGAGAUGCUGACUGGCACUCCACCAUGGUUUGGCAGAUCCGUGGAAGAGAUACAUCAUUCAGUUGUAAUUCAUCAAGAAAAGCCACAGGUUCCAAGUGGUCUUCCUCCUGCAGUAGAAGAUGUUCUCAAGGGUUGUUUUGAGUAUGAUUUUCGCAACCGACCACUAAUGCCAGACAUUUUACAAGCAUUUGAAAGCUCAAGGAAGGCUGUUUAUAAUGAAGGAUCAUGGAGUGGUCCAGGAAGCAAUUUGUUUGUAGAUAAAUUGCCUCGCAGUGGAUGUAGCACAUGGUUCCUCUCAAAAGAUCCUCUUCAGGUUGGUGAUACAGUUCGAUCAAGAAAGGCUCUGAACACCUGCAAGCCUCUAAGUUUAGCUGUAACUGAAGGAGUUGUAGUUGGAAUUGAGAAGGAUAGUGAUCGGGACGGAUAUGUACUGGUGCAAAUCCCUAACAGGCACAACCAGCUCAGAGUAAAUAUUUUAGCACUAGAGAGGGUGACCUCUGGUUUUGCGUUGGGGGAUUGGGUGCGGUUGAUUAAAGAAAAUGACAAGCAUUCAUCUCUGGGAAUUUUACAUUCCAUACAGCGUGAUGGAAGUAUCACUGUUGGGUUUUUAGGGCUAGAAACUCUUUGGAGGGGGAAUUCCUCUGAGGUCAAAGUGGUGGAUCCAUUUUCGGUGGGUCAAUUCGUGAGGUUGAAGGCUAAUAUCAGGACUCCACAAUUUGAGUGGCCUCACAAAAGGGGAGGGGCUUGGGCCAGUGGGAAAGUUUCGCAAAUUCUUCCGAAUGGUUGCCUCGUAGUUAGAUUCCCAGGAAGAUUUGUUCUCAGAGACGAAUCAACAUGUUUCUUGGCUAAUCCUGAGGAAGUGGAGCGUGUGUCUUUUGAUACUUGUCCAGGUAUUGUGGAGAAGUACGAACUUGUUGAGGAUUUUCACUGGGCUGUUCGACCUCUAGCAAUUGCAUUCAGUGUAUUCACAGCCGCCAAGCUUGGGAUCUUUGUUGGAAGAAAUGUGGGUGCAAGAAUAAAUAAACGGAAAAGGACUCAGAAGCCGAAUGAUGUGCAGAAUCAAGAGGGCCAAAGCGGUGCCAAUGCAGCAUGGCUUCCACCAACAGUGGCAAAUAUCCUCUUCAAAGAAGGCACGCCAGUCUCUAAUUCUCGGUGAAAUGUCAUCACUGUAUAUAGGAUUGUUGUGCUCACAAGUGCUGGCACCCCUUUAUGCAUUAGAGAAACUAAUUAAAUUCAGUUGUAUAUAAUACUGUGAAGUGCUUGUAAUAUCUUCUGUAAUUAUCACAACAACUUUGUCCGUCUGGUGCUGUAUAUAUCUGCACCUCUUGCAAAGUUGUAAGACUUGUAAAAGUGUUUAUUUUGUAAA
Sesamum indicum (sesame) is the source of this 2354-nucleotide messenger RNA. RefSeq names its product protein KINASE OF THE OUTER CHLOROPLAST MEMBRANE 1. Gene Ontology annotation, molecular function: ATP binding; protein kinase activity. NCBI's taxonomy places the organism in Eukaryota, Viridiplantae, Streptophyta, Magnoliopsida, Lamiales, Pedaliaceae. Gene Ontology annotation, biological process: protein phosphorylation. The record is from RefSeq and is a predicted model, not a curated record.